UCACUUUGGGAGUCACUCACUCGUCUACAUUUGCUGACAACAUUCUCUCCAGAUUAAAAAUGGUGGUAUUCAAGGCCCGUGGAUUGAUGCCUCCGGUGUUCACACCCCUUAAUGAAGAUCAGUCUGUCAACUAUCCAGCCAUAUUACCUUACGCCAAGUUUUUGGCUGAUAAUGGCAUCAAAUCUGUUUUAGUGGGUGGUACGACCGGGGAAAAUAUGUCUCUCAGCGUAAAUGAGAGGAAGAAGAUCGUGGACGAGUGGGUGCGUGCUGCUAAAACCACGAGGCUGCACGUUAUGGUGCAAGUUGGUGGUGCACCGUUGCCGGACGUGGUUACCUUGGCUUCCUAUUGCCAGUCAGCUGGGGUAGACUCCCUUCUCACUCUCCCUGAGCUUUAUUUCAAGCCGUCUUCAGUGACUGAGUUGGUGAACUACGUAGAGAUCGUAGCCAAGGCUGCACCGAAAUUACCUGUGCUGUACUAUCAUAUUCCUAGUAUGACCAAAGUUGAAAUCAAUAUGCCGUCGUUCGUAGCAGUGGCCACAGAUCGUAUUCCAAAUUUCAAAGGCAUCAAGUUCACAUCCAACGACCUUAGCGAAGGGGCACAAGUAUUCAGAACGCUCAAGGAUGACCAGGAAAUAUUCCUUGGCGCUGAUACGUUAGUUGCUCCAGCAGCACUUCUAGGCAUUAAGUCCAGUAUCGGGACUACGUGGAACAUAUUCCCAAGACUGGCUCAAGAUAUUCUGGAUGCUGUAGAAACGAACGACGUUGCCAAAGCCAGAGUUCUACAGGAGAAACUAAGCUUAGCAGUCGAGGCUCAUACUGUUGAAGGUCCUUGGGUGCCGAUAAUGAAGGCAGGUAUGGAAAUAGUAACUGGUAUCAAAGUGGGCCCCCCGUCUCUCCCCCAGAGGCCACUGACUGAUGAAGCCCGAAAAAGGAUUCAGAAUAAACUGAAGGCAUUGGGACUUUGUAAAUAACUUACUUAUUUGCAUACUUAAAUGAAAAAAGAUCGUAUAUAUUCCAAUACUUUUGUAUAAAUUACGUACUUAAAAUUAUACAAGAAAGAAAAUUUUGAAAUUAAAAAUAAUAUAUUUUGUCAUUAUUUGAUUUUU
This is a messenger RNA of Hyposmocoma kahamanoa, 1106 nucleotides long. RefSeq names its product N-acetylneuraminate lyase-like. The coding region runs from base 60 to 971 and encodes 303 amino acids. The transcript is spliced from 7 exons. Gene Ontology annotation, molecular function: N-acetylneuraminate lyase activity; 4-hydroxy-tetrahydrodipicolinate synthase activity. The record is from RefSeq and is a predicted model, not a curated record. NCBI's taxonomy places the organism in Eukaryota, Metazoa, Arthropoda, Insecta, Lepidoptera, Cosmopterigidae. Gene Ontology annotation, biological process: N-acetylneuraminate catabolic process.